AUGAAGAAGAAGAAGCCUAAGAAAUCUCCGGCGAAGUCUCCCCCAGCGAAAUCGACUCCGAUAAAGUCGCCUCAGAAGUCUCCUUCUCCGACGAAAUCGAGUCCUUCGCUGUCGAAUUCAAGCCCGGAAAUGAAAGCCCCUACGGAAUCCAAGGAUGGUUCUGAUGCCCAAAUCGACUUCGCGGUCGACGCGGUUGCUCACCAUUCGUCGGAAACAUCAGAUCUACCCUCUAGAGAGAUAGAGAUCGUCGCGCCGUCGACGGAUCCUUCUCUUUUAAAUGCCAAAACUACGAUGGAGGUGGUGCCAGAGUCGAGCUCAGUAGCCCCUUUGAUCCCCUCCGCCGUCGAAACAGAGGGCUCUGGAAAGACCCUAGUUAAUCUGUCUGAGUUGAGCUUUACAGCCCCUCUGGCGAUCCCAACAAUGGACUCUGAAACAUCUAAUGCUACUAAAGACGAGGCCGCUGUUAGUGAAACUCUCCUACGUCAAGCGACUGGUUCUUCGAGCGACACGAUAGCUAUCGGUUUGUCAAAAAUCACAGACAAAGCUGAACUGCGUGAUGGUGGUGUUAAGGUGCAGCAACAGGAGACCUUACCCCGUUCCUCCGAGGUCAACGAUCCCAUGGGCUCUGGAGCUCCUGGGAAAAAUACCAGUGGUUCGGCCCCUGUUGACAACUGGUGUGCUCGUGCGAAAGGAGUAGGUAAGCGUCUCUCGAAGAAGGGUGAAGGGUUCACGUUACCGUCCGGGGAGGCUUGUAUUAAGAUCCCGAACUCUGUAAUUGAGAAGAACAGGAAAUCGUGGGAACCAUUUGUCCUGGGGCAGUUCUACUCUGACCCUCCAUCGCAAGGCACUCUUCAUAACAUUGUUAAUGGCAUAUGGAGCAAGUACUAUAGGGACAUCUCGGUCUCCAAGCUGGAGGGCUUUGCGUUCUUAUUCCGCAUUCCUAACGCAGCAACGAGACACAGAGUCAUCACGCAGGGCCUCUGGCAAAUUGAAGGCCAGACUAUGUUCGUUAAUAAUUGGGAACCGGGAGUGAUUCCAGCCAAACCCGAACUAACCUCGGCCCCCAUUUGGCUAGAGCUUCGUAACGUUCCCUUCCAAUUCUUCAAUGAGGAUGGGUUGGAGCGUAUAGCGGGCCUGGUAGGUCAUCCCAAGUUCCUGCACCCUACUACCGCUAAUAAAACAAACUUGGAGGUGGCCAAGGUCUUCACGGUCAUCGACCCACGGCAACCACUACCUGAAGCUGUUAAUGUCCAGUUUGACUCCGGGGAUAUCAGUAGGGUUCUUGUCUCCAGUCCUUGGAUGCCUCCGGUAUGUGGUUUCUGUAAGGAAGUUGGUCACAUCACCAAGAGAUGCCCUACUGCUCCUAAAGCUUGCUCCUUCUGCAACUCCCUGUCUCAUGCGUCGGCAAAAUGCCCUCAGAAACCAAACCAUGAAUUUUCUAAGAAGAAGACUAGGAGAGGGAGAUCAAAGGAGAAGCAGCAGUGGCAGGUUGUGAAUACUCCUACGGACGCGCAAAACUCUAUCAUCACUUCCUCCUCUCAUGAAAAGGGGGAUAAGGUACAGCUUGUUCUGGCUCAUGAAUCGAAGCUUGGUACCCAUUCUGACAAAGUGAGAGGGGAGACAAGCGGCUCCGUCAUACACAGUCAAUCUAAAAGUCCAAGGAAGGUUACAGGUACUUAUCGGUCUUCACUCUCCGAUGUCCAACCAGACUCAUCAGAUGUGGAGUCAUCUGAAUCUUCUGACUCAGAGCUUGAGGAGGGCGAAUUCAGUAGGCUCGAACCUGACUUUGAGCUUGUGCGAAACAAGAAGAAGUUCUCAGGAUUAAAAGAUAUUUUUCCCGGUUGGCUGUCUGAUGAUAAUUAUGGUUUCUCUCAUCUUGGUAAGAUUUGGCUGGUUUGGCAUCCUUCUUUGCGGGUUUCGGUUAUAUCUAAAUCUCUUCAGAUGAUCACGGCUGAGGUCACUUGGCCAUCUGCUCAAGCCAGCUCUUUCAUUUCAGUUAUCUACGCGGCUAACGACGCCGCUGACAGGGCUAUACUAUGGUCGGAGCUCAGUGCAAUCGCCACUUCUCACAGUCUCGACUCCAAACCGUGGCUGGUAAUUGGAGACUUUAAUCAAAUCAGGGACCCUGCUGAGCAUUCUAAGGUGCCUACUCUGAAUAUGGAUAAAAAUAUUAGAGACUUUAAUCAAUGUCUCCUGGAUGCUAGCUUAGACGACCUGAAUUUUCGUGGCACUACGUUCACUUGGUGGAACAAGCGCAAGCUGGCUCCUCUGGCUAAGAAGCUUGAUCGAGCCUUGGUUAAUGACGAAUGGUAUUAUAUGUUUCCGUCUUCUGUUGCCUACUUUGGAAGCCCAGAUUUCUCUGAUCACGCAGUCAUCGCCAUCACUCUAGAGCCUACAAGGUUAAGACUGAAGCAGCCUUUCAGGUUCUAUAAUUUCCUCAUCAACAAUGAAGACUUUCUCGCCACAGUGUGUACUAGCUGGUUCUCCUUCAACAUCACGGGCUCGGCUAUGUAUAGAGUUUCGAGGAAGCUCAAGUUACUAAAGAAUGUUAUCAGAGAGCUUAGCAAGCAAAACUAUUCGGGAAUAGAGAAAAAGACGGCUCAGGCCCAUGAAAAGAUGCUGCAGGCGCAGACUGUCAUGCUAUCUUCACCUUCUGUUUCUAAUGCAUCCUCUGAGCUUCAUGCUGAGAGGGACUGGGAAGAGUUAUCAACCGCUGAAGCUGCUUUCUUUUUCCAGCGAUCGCGCAUUAAUUGGAUGUCUUUCGGGGAUGGUAAUUCAAGGCUCUUUCACAGGUACGCUGCUUCCAGGCAAGCUCUCAAUCAUAUCCACUUUCUAUUCUCCAGCUCUGGUGAAAGAGUUGAGUCUCAGGCUGGUAUUCAAGAACUGUGCGUCAACUAUUUUUCUGAUCUUCUUGGAAGUCCGGUAUCUCAGCCUAUGUUUAUUCAAAGUGACUUGGAUCUCCUGUUUGACUUCAAGUGCUCUACUCAGCAGGCGGCUGGCUUUGAGAAACCUUUCACGGCUAAUGAUAUCAAGAACGCUUUUUUCUCUCUGCCAAGAAACAAGACGGGUGGCCCCGAUGGUUACUCAGCUGAAUUCUUUAUUGCCACCUGGCCUAUUAUUGGCCCGGAGGUGACUGAUGCGGUCUUGGAAUUCUUCAACUCGGGCUGCCUUUUGAAACAGUGGAACUCAGCAAAUCUAGUCCUCAUUCCCAAGAAGCCAAAUGCGUCUCUCACUACGGAUUUUAGACCAAUCUCUUGCUUGAACACGGUUUAUAAAGUGAUAUCUAAGCUCUUGGCCUCUAGAUUGAAGGAGAUCCUUCCCCUUAUGGUGUCCAAGUCUCAGUUGGCGUUUCUUCCUGGACGACUUCUAGCGGAGAAUGUCCUUCUAGCGACUGAUCUUGUUAAAGGUUACAAUACUCAGGCUCUCUCGCCUCGUGGAAUGUUGAAGGUGGACCUGAGGAAAGCUUUCGACUGUGUUAGGUGGGACUUCAUCCUGUCCUCUCUUCGUGCCUUGGCCAUUCCGGAGUCAUAUAUUUGUUUGAUAGCAGAAUGUUUGUCUACGGCAUCCUUCUCUGUGUCUGUCAAUGGAGCCUCUGGAGGGUUCUUUAAAAGCACUAAAGGGAUAAGACAGGGUGAUCCCCUCUCUCCCUAUCUCUUUGUGCUUGCCAUGGAGUGUCUGUCUAGGUUACUCUUAUCACGCUAUGAGGGGGGAAGCAUCGGUUAUCAUCCCGGAACUGAUCAACUAAAGAUCUCUCACCUAAUGUUCGCCGACGACGUCAUGGUUUUCUUUGAUGGAACAAGUAACAGCCUACAUGGCAUUGCGGAGUGCCUCGACGAUUUUGCCUCUUGGUCGGGACUGCACAUGAACAAAGCCAAGACCGAGCUCUUCACCUCAGGAGUAGACCAAAGCGAAUCCAAUGCCAUUGUGGGCUAUGGAUUCUCUACGGGUAAAUUCCCAAUCAGGUACCUCGGGCUUCCUUUGAUGAGUCGUAAGCUGAAAAUCUCGGAGUACUCCCCCUUGAUAUCUAAGAUAACCAAAAGCUUCAAGUCAUGGUCGGCCAAGCUUCUCUCCUUCGCUGGUAGACUGCAACUUCUCAAGACAGUAAUUUUUGGCACAAUUAAUUUCUGGAUUUCUGCCUUUGUUCUUCCUAAAGGGUGUAUUAGGGAGGUUGAAUCGCUCUGUUCUCGAUUUCUUUGGUCUGGAAAUAUUGAUAGAAGAGGUAUAGCAAAGGUAGCUUGGUCAACGGUUUGUCUCCCUAAAGACGAAGGGGGACUAGGCUUGAGAAGCUUCGCGGUCUGGAACCAAGUAUUAUGCUUGAAAUUCAUCUGGCUAUUGCUUUCGAGGUCGCCCUCCCUGUGGGUUGACUGGCACUGGCACACUCACUUGGCUGAGGUCUCAUUCUGGAAACUGGAGCCUUCAGCAAAUGACUCUUGGGCUUGGAGAAAGCUUCUUGAUCUUCGUCCUUUGGCCCUGCAGUUUUGCAAAAUGACUGUAGGAAAUGGUUUAUCUACUAGCUUUUGGUAUGAUGUUUGGACUCCUUUAGGUCAGCUCUCCACGGUAAUGGGAUGGGCUGGGCCUCGUGCCUUGCGCAUCAGAGAGGACGCUAUGGUGGCUGAUGCCAUCUUAGGAACUACAUGGUCAUUACCACAUCCAAGAUCCCAGCAGGAAGUUGAUUUACAUGCUUUUUUAACUACUAUAACUCUUCCUUUGUCCCCUGAUGUUCAUGAUAUAUUGGAUUGGAUUGCUGGUGAUUCUCCUAUGCGUGAUUUCAGGUCAUCUAGCACGUGGGAGGUGCUGCGACCGCGACAGGAAAAGAAGGAUUGGGUAGAUGUGGUAUGGUUCAAGGGAGCUAUACCAAAGCAAGGAUUCACCAUGUGGGUGGCGAAUUACGACAGGCUCCCAACAAGAGCUAGACUUGCAGGAUGGGGAAUGCUUAUUUCUCCGAAAUGUGGAUUCUGUUCAAGGUGUGAUGAAACCAGAGACCAUCUCAUGUUGGCAUGCGAGUACAGUCAUGAAGUCUGGAAGGAGGUGCUGCUAAGAUGCCAGUCGCCUGCAACACUGCUCACCAACUGGUCUGAGCUUCUGUCAUGGAUCCGAUCGUCGCCGUGCAAGAAGCUGACUCUCCUCCGGAAGCUGGCUUCACAGACCACAGUCUUCCAUCUUUGGAAACAAAGAAAUAACCUAAUGCAUAACCAGAUUGCGAUCUCUCCUGAAUCUGUCUUUUAUGCCAUUGACAAGGACUUGAGGAACAUUAUAUCAGCAAGAAGAAGAAGUAGUAAGCAUUUUCAUUCACUCAUGUUGAUGUGGCUGAGAUAAGAUUUCUUGUAGGUUGCAAUCUCAAUGAUCCAUCUUGUUUUUCUCUUUUUUGCCAAGAUGGCUCAAACAUAAGAUCUUUCUUGUAAAAUCUUCUUUUCAUUAUAUGAUAUUUACAUUUUAGCAAAAAA
Brassica napus (rape) is the source of this 5444-nucleotide messenger RNA. RefSeq lists its product as uncharacterized. NCBI's taxonomy places the organism in Eukaryota, Viridiplantae, Streptophyta, Magnoliopsida, Brassicales, Brassicaceae. The record is from RefSeq and is a predicted model, not a curated record. Gene Ontology annotation, molecular function: zinc ion binding; catalytic activity; nucleic acid binding. The transcript has 2 exons. Bases 1 to 5316 code for a protein of 1771 amino acids.